AUUUUUUAUUAUUAUUUUUGGAUAGAAAGGAUUUUCAGGAAUAAUUAUCCCACUAAUAAGAGGCAACCCAAACGUACUUCACACUAAUAACAAUUCCAAUUCCAAUUUUCAAAUCCAAAUCUUUUUGAUUUGGUUCCAAACGGAGCGUAAUUGCUUCACAUACAAACGCCUGCUCUAGUGCGCUCUCACAAUUCAUUCCUCUCCUUCUCUGUCUCUCUCUACCCUGCAAUCAAUCUACGAUCUGAUCUCUCUCACUCGAUUCAAUGGCUGAAGCAUCGGUUGCUCCGACGCCGCUUCUGAAAGAUGAGCUUGACAUAGUGAUACCCACUAUCCGAAACCUGGAUUUCUUGGAGAUGUGGAGGCCAUUCUUUCAGCCGUACCAUCUGAUCAUCGUCCAAGACGGUGACCCUUCGAGGAUCAUCAAGGUGCCGGAUGGAUUCGACUACGAACUCUACAAUCGCAAUGACAUCGACCGAAUUCUGGGUUCUAAGGCUUCCUGCAUCUCAUUCAAGGACUCUGCUUGCCGAUGCUUCGGCUACAUGAUCUCUAAGAAGAAGUACAUUUUCACAAUUGACGACGAUUGCUUUGUUGCUAAAGAUCCGUCCGGCAAAGAAAUUAAUGCACUUCAACAGCAUAUAAAGAAUCUUCUAUGCCCAUCAACUCCCUUUUUCUAUAACACCCUGUAUGAUCCGUAUCGAGAUGGUGCUGACUUCGUUCGUGGAUACCCAUUUAGUCUACGUGAGGGUGUCCCUACCGCAGUUUCUCAUGGCCUCUGGCUUAACAUCCCAGAUUAUGAUGCCCCUACCCAGCUUGUCAAGCCACUUGAGAGAAACACUAGGUAUGUAGAUUUAGUCAUGACAAUUCCAAAGGGAACCCUCUUCCCCAUGUGUGGGAUGAAUCUGGCAUUUAACCGAGAACUGAUCGGCCCUGCAAUGUACUUUGGACUCAUGGGUGAUGGCCAACCUAUUGGACGCUAUGAUGACAUGUGGGCUGGCUGGUGUACCAAGGUGAUAUGUGACCACUUGGGAUUAGGAAUCAAGACGGGUCUGCCCUACAUCUGGCACAGCAAGGCAAGCAACCCAUUUGUAAACCUGAAGAAGGAAUACAAAGGAAUCUACUGGCAAGAGGAGCUGAUCCCAUUUUUCCAGGCCGCUACCCUUCCGAAGGACUGCACCACUGUUCAGAAAUGCUACAUCGAACUCUCCAAGCAAGUCAAGGAAAAGCUUGGAAAGGUCGAUGAAUACUUCCUCAAGCUAGCCGAUGCCAUGGUCACGUGGAUUGAAGCAUGGGACGAACUCAACUCUUCGUCGUCUGAAGUACCCAACGGCACUGGAAAAUAGGAAAUUUCAUCCAUAGUUAUUCUCUUCUUUUGAUAGACAUAGUCAUUUAUCCUGAUCGGUUCAAAAGGACCUUAAAUUAAGAACUUGAGUAUUUAUUUUGCAGGUUGGAGGUUAUUAUUAUUAGUUCGUUUGUUCUUCUGUUAGUGUAGAACAAUAAAAUAUUUAGCAUUCUAUUGAAUUUAGAUCUGAGCAUUGUUUCCGGAAAA
Messenger RNA from Cornus florida, 1546 nucleotides. RefSeq names its product probable UDP-arabinopyranose mutase 2. Gene Ontology annotation, molecular function: UDP-arabinopyranose mutase activity. The transcript is spliced from 4 exons. NCBI's taxonomy places the organism in Eukaryota, Viridiplantae, Streptophyta, Magnoliopsida, Cornales, Cornaceae. The record is from RefSeq and is a predicted model, not a curated record. Gene Ontology annotation, cellular component: Golgi apparatus; cytosol. Bases 264 to 1340 code for a protein of 358 amino acids. Gene Ontology annotation, biological process: UDP-L-arabinose metabolic process; plant-type cell wall biogenesis.